AUGGAAGCGAUGCGAUACGAUUUUCGCCUUGGCCUGGGCGCGGCGCUGCUGCAGACGGAAGAAAAUCGAGACGCGGCAGACUCGAGCGGACCACGCUGCAGCGCUAGACUUUCGAAGAAAGAAAAACGGAGACGGCGGGAAAAGGGUCGGGACAGUGCCUCGUGCCGUGCAACAGAAAUAGAAGGCGAGGGGCACGGGCAGAGGAACUCAGCCGAGCUGCAAGGCCAGGCAAACCAAGGCAGCUUUGACACGAGAGUCUCGCCUCGGGUUGUGAAGAACAAGGCCAAUUAA
Molecule: messenger RNA, 291 nt
Organism: Pseudozyma hubeiensis SY62
Lineage: Eukaryota; Fungi; Basidiomycota; Ustilaginomycetes; Ustilaginales; Ustilaginaceae
Product: tetracycline efflux protein
Exons: 2
Coding region: 1-291 (96 amino acids)
Source: RefSeq, a predicted model, not a curated record